Dicentrarchus labrax (European seabass) is the source of this 5920-nucleotide messenger RNA. It is a transcript of the gene tgfbrap1, whose product is annotated as transforming growth factor, beta receptor associated protein 1. Gene Ontology annotation, molecular function: protein binding. Gene Ontology annotation, cellular component: membrane; cytoplasm. Lineage: Eukaryota; Metazoa; Chordata; Actinopteri; Moronidae. The transcript is spliced from 13 exons. Gene Ontology annotation, biological process: autophagy; vesicle-mediated transport; endosomal vesicle fusion. Bases 321 to 2939 code for a protein of 872 amino acids. The record is from RefSeq and is a predicted model, not a curated record.
UUGAACGCACCCCUGUAUCACCUGCAACCCACCAGAGUUCAGUGCAAAUGGGCGGCGUUUUACCCGGGACAACUUACACCUAACGCUGCCUUUCAACCAAUAUUAUCCGCUUGUCAGUGAGGCGCCGGCCCGAGCCCCAUGGCUGUAUUAAUGUUCGACCGUCAGUGUACGUCGGGGCCGCUGUACUGGGCGUGUUAAGGCUCGCCUGUCGGUGGUGAUACGGCCCGCCGUCCUGAGCGCUGUCAGCUGCGGUAGGUAUCCCUGCUAACGCCGACAGCUCCAGGAGGAACCAGGGAGGGGAGGACGAUGCCUUGGCUGAGAUGAGUGUGAAGGCUUUUGAGCUAGUCCCCGCUGUGGAGCGAGAUCUCCUCAUGGGCGACAAGGCUCGCAUCAACAUUGAAUGCAUUGAAUGCUGUGGAAAGCACUUGUACAUGGGUACCAAUGACUGCUUCAUCCACCACUUCCUGCUGGACGAGGUCACUUCCUCCAAAGGUAAACUGAGUUACUCAGUUCAGAAGCUGCUGCACAAAUAUCUGGGCCUCAAGAAACCGGUCGCUGAGCUGCGUGCUGCCUCCGCUUUGGAGCGCCUGAUAGUGCUUUGCGAUGGAAUAGUGUUCCUCGUUGACAUGGUGACACUGGAGACUGUCCCCUCGGCGGCAGGAGGCGGAGCCAAGAUCAGAGGUGUAACGGCGUUCUGCAUUAAUGAGAACCCGGUGAACGGGGAUCCGUUCUGUGUGGAAAUGGGUGUGCUCUCCUCCAAGCGGCGGACAGUGCAGAUUUACAUGGUGUAUGAGGACAGAGUGCAGCUAGUCAAGGAGGUGACCACCCCUGAGCAGCCCUGUGCCGUCAGUCUUGAUGGCUACUUCUUGUGCCUGGCCCUCGCUACGCAGUACAUGAUUCUGAACUACAACACAGGAGCCUCCCAAGACCUCUUCCCUUACAACAGUGAGGAGAGGAGACCUAUUGUUAAGAGAAUCGGCAGGGAGGAGUUCCUUUUAGCAGGACCCGGUGGUCUAGGAAUGUUUGCCAAUGCUGAAGGAGUAUCUCAGCGGGCUCCAGUCAACUGGUCAGAGAGCGUGAUUGGUGCUGCUGUGUGUUUUCCGUACGUGGUGGCUUUGGAUGAGAGCUUCAUCACCAUCCACAGCAUGUUGGACCAACAGCUGAAACAGACACUUUCAUUCAGGGAUGGACACAUUCUGCAAGACUUUGAAGGAAAGGUCAUUCUGGCUUCCACUAAGGCAGUGUAUGUCCUGGUACCCCUGCCACUGGAGAGACAGAUCCAGGAUUUACUGGCCAGUCACAGAGUGGAGGAGGCACUCAUCCUCACAGAAGGAGCACAGAGAAAUAUUCCCAAAGACAAGUUCCAGAUUUUGCACAAAAGAAUCCUCCAGCAGGCAGGUUUCAUACAGUUUGGCCAACUUCAGUUUCAAGAAGCAAAAGAACACUUCAGGAAGGGUCAGCUGGAUGUGCGGGAGCUGAUAUCUCUCUACCCAUUGCUGCUGCCAGCUUCCUCCUCAUUCACACGCUGCCAUCCUCCUCUCCAUGAGUUUGCAGAUCUCAACCACCUGGCACAGGGUGACCAGGAAAAAGUGCUGCGAUGCAAGAAAUUCCUUAUCAGUUAUUUGGGAGAGGUACGAAGCACAGAGGUGGCCAAUGGCUGUAGAGAGGAUGUGGACACUGCACUGUUAAAGCUAUAUGCUGAGCAGGAUCAUGACAGCCUUCUAGACCUGCUAGCUUCAGACAAUGCCUGCCUACUGGCAGACAGCGUCCCAUGGCUGGAGAAAUAUCAAAAAUAUUUUGCACUUGGGCUGCUCUAUCAUUAUAAUGGUCAGGAUUCAGCAGCACUUCAGUUGUGGAUUCGCGUGGUAGAUGGAGAACUGCAGGAUUCCACAAGAUCUGACCUUUAUGAGUACAUUGUGGACUUUCUCUACUCCUGCUCCAAUCUGGACCUUGUAUGGAAGUAUGCAGACUGGGCGCUGCAGAAGAAUCCCACCAUAGGUGUCCACAUCUUCACUAAGAGGCCUGCCAGUAAAGAUCAGUCACAGUUGAACCCCGAUGAUGUCAUCACUUACCUGGGAAAGCACAGCCAGGCGCUGCUUCUCUACCUGGAACACCUGGUGCUGGAGAGAAGGACACAGAAAGAGAAGUUCCACACACACCUGGCUGUGUUGUACCUGGAGAGGGUCUUGUCAUUAAUGUCAAAGAAGCCAACAGAUGAAGAGCAGCUCACGAGAGCUAGAGAGAGGCUCCAAGCCCUGCUCAGGGAGUCCAACCUAUACCGUGUACAGUUUCUUUUAGGUAAGAUGGAGAACUGUGAAGAACUGCUGCUAGAGCGAGCAACACUACAUGGAAAACUGGAGGAGCAUGAUAAAGCACUGCACAUAUUGGUGCACAAGCUCAGAGACUUCCCGUCUGCUGAGGCCUUCUGCACGUGGGCCUCCUGUUCUCAGGAUUCAGCUUACCGACAGCAGCUAUUCCACCUGCUUUUAGGGGUGUAUCUAGACGGGAACCAGACUGCAACAGGAGGUGGUGCUGGAGACCUGGAGAUGGCAGCAGUGGACCUCCUAAAUCGUCACGGCGAGGUGUUUGAUGCAGUCCGCGUCCUGCGCAUGCUCCCCGAGGGCUGGUCACUGCAGCUGCUGCGGCCCUUUCUGGGUCGAGCUAUCAGGGCCAGCAUGCAUGCCUGCCGCACCUCCCAGAUCGCUCUGGGGCUAUCCCACUCUGAAAACCUUCAACUGCUGCAUGAUAGGCUGAAAGAGCGGAAGAAACCUAUCUUUGUGUCUGAAAAGAAGGGAUGCCAUCUGUGCCACAACACCUUCAGUGAGCCUGACGUGGUGUCUCUGCCAGGUGGAGUGCCUGUCCACACUCACUGUGUCGCCCAGAGAGUAAGAGACUCUCCCACAAAGAGACAGUUAACUAAUAGCAGUAACCAUACGUGAAACUUGACCCUUGAAACUUCCAUGUGAUCUGUGAUCAGAGGCAACCAUCUAAAGCAUGACACGCUGAGUUUUUGGAUGGCUGAGGUCUGUGGGGAAUAGCAAAAAGCACAGCAUUAUCAUAGUAGAAUCUGCUAUGAAGUGUGAUGAGAAACACAAAGAAAGCUGUGGAGUGUGUAUGUGUGUGAGAGUGCAAGGGAGAAAGAGAUGAUUUCAUCUACUUAUUCCUGUGCUGCAAACACCUUCAGACUGCAAGUUUUUAUAGAAGUAAGCACCCGGCCCUUUAAUCCAUUUAAACAUGUAAUUAAUUAAACACAGGCUCCCGUGCUUAUCUGUGGGUUGAGUGCUGUACUGGUCAAUGUCUCUGCUUGAACAGUUUUAAACCUGAAUUUAAGGAAACAGAUUGAACUACAGAACACACGAUAUGAAACCUGUUGCAAAUAUUUCUGAAGCAUGCAUAGUAUUACCACUCCUGUGGUUCUGGUCUAAUCACCUCAUAUAUAAUGUAUUGAUAUUGUCCUAACUUGCACAUUGCAGUGUUGGGAUUUAAUGUGAAAUACUACAAAAUAUCAACACACAUCAGUUCUGAUUGAAACUCUGUUAUGUCUGUCUUUUACUCUGAAAUCUGGUCUCACUGCUGCUUUAUUUUCCUCUCAGCCAUAAGGCCUCUGGAUGUUGCAUUCACAGUUUUUCAGUUGCCAACAACAAUUUGAUCCAAACCCAUUUCAAUUUUGAAUGUCCUGUUGUCAAGGUUAGGGACCUUGUCUCUGUGUAUCGUCUGUGGAUUAACAGCUAUAAAACACUACAUGAAACCUUAGAUUUCUCCAUUAAUCAUCAAUAACUGUAACUUGGGAUUUAAUACUCAAAACUGCAUUAAGGACCAAUCAGAUUGACCUUCUAAAACACAAAUCAAUCAUUACUGAGAAUAUAUCAGUAGACACAUUGUGAAACAUGACAGCAAAUGUCAUGGCUCAGAUUUAAGUGUAAUGUGAAAUCAAGCUUCAUGAAUUUUGUCUGGUUCUUAUUUUUAUUCUUUUUGAGUAACAAAUUAAAUAUAAAGGGACCUUCACUGCCCACCUGCUGGACACAUUUUGUUUGACCAGGGUACGUACAUAAAGUGAUCAAUGCAAAACAAGUGUCAGUCCCAGUGAAAAUGAAAACUUCAAUAGUUAGGAGGGACAAGGAGGUAAUUUGUUCAAAAUGUGAAUAGAAAUUUUCAAUUUUCAUAAGAAUGUUACAAGAAGAGAUGAUUGUAAUUAUCUGUGGGUAAUUCAGUUAUUUUUCACAUCUAAUACAACUUACUUGAUGCAAAAGAUGUAGUGUCCCUUUUUUUUAAAUUUAAGCUGUAAAGAGGUAUUUGACCACAAGAUGGCAGUAAUGUGUAGAAUGUUUAAAACAAAUGCAAUGAACUAGAGGUGGAACAUUAUAGAAAUUACUUUCAGUCUUUACAAUUUCUCUUCUAAAUGUCCUGAGUAUAUUGGUUAAAAGGAAAUGUGGAACUGUGCUAUUAACAUAUUUUGCUAGAUGAAAUUAUGAAAUUACAAAGUAAUUGCUCCUACUGUUGGACACUGUGACAGUGUGCAGCAUUAACAUGAAACCUCCAGAUUAAGGAAUUGAUGUGGACCAGGAGGACUUUCUGUCACAUUCCUAAUGACGACACCGGACUGCUCAUAACCCCUAAACCUUUUAUUUUUAAUGUGUGGAAAUUGUGAGAAAACUGUAUCAUCCACACAGCAAGAGCAACACGUGGCUUGAUACAUCUCAGUUUCCAUAACUGCCUCCCCCAGAGUGCUAGGCUUUAACCUUUUCAUCACAACACUCCUCUUGAAAGCGGAAAGAAACUAAAGUCGGCCAUAUUAUAUCAUAAUAAAGCCCAGAAAUUCUUUACAGGCUUGUCAUCACAGAACACUGCUUUGUCCUUUAGUGCUUUCCAAAUGUCGUGUAUGUGUCGGAUAACAAUAAAGUGCAGCUUGGACCUCAUAAAUGUUUCUCCCAGAUGGACAUAACUAAUGGAAGGUGCAUAAUGUGUUUGUGUAGCUAAAUUGUGUGAACAGUGAAAAUCAGGGUCGUAUUCCUAAAUGUCUCCCGGAGGUGAUGCUUUGCUCAAAAGUUAUUUGAGAUGGACGAAGACGCAUGAAAACCCUGAUAAAAACUUAACAUGGUUUAUAAAGCUGCUGUACACUGAAUACACUCUUUAUAAAGGUAAAUCAUUGUGUACCUCCAUAUUUUAUUUUUCAUAUAACACUUAUCUCUCCGAGAAAUGUUACACUAUCUGUCUCAUGAAAGAUGCCCAUCCAGAUUUUACGUUAUAAUAAAAGCAAUUUUGAUGGUCGUAACUUCUUUAAGAUCUGAAGAUGUGAAAAUGAAUCAUUACCCUUUACACACUACAAACUGUGCAAGUUGUUCAUCCAAACUAGUUUUGAAAAAGAGAAAAUCUGUCAGUAUUCCCAUUCUUUUAAUUGACAACCGAAGCAAAAACCAAAACAAAAGACGUGUCUCCUCAAUUGUUUAUUUUGAACUCAUUUACGGUCCAACUUCCUGAAACGCAUCACUUUUGUGGGUUUUCGCUUGUUUCUCUGGUGCCUGUGCUGUUGAUGCUAGCCUUCUGUGAUUGCAACCCAUUUCUGUAGGGAACUUUGUGCAAACGUGGGACUAUUUUUCUAACAUGGAGAUCUGAAUAUUGUAAUUACUGUGGGCUUGACUCACUUUCCAUGACAGAAACUCACAGCUUAUGCACCGCAUCUUUCCGUCUGAACAGUUGAAGUGUAGCUUGCUUAAAAGGCCUCCUAACCAUGACUUCAAACAAUUUAAAAAAUACAGUACAGUUGUGUUAAAAAAAAAGAAUGCUAUUGUAUUUUAUAAAUAUAUGUAUACUGGUAUGUAUAUACUGCAUUUGUACUGUUUGUUGCUUUCUAAACCAAUGCCAAUGUGGAUGGGGUGUACAAACUGUAAAUCCGUCCCACUUUAAUAAACAUGAAACUGUA